This is a messenger RNA of Abrus precatorius (Indian licorice), 2549 nucleotides long. RefSeq names its product factor of DNA methylation 4. The coding region runs from base 347 to 2185 and encodes 612 amino acids. NCBI's taxonomy places the organism in Eukaryota, Viridiplantae, Streptophyta, Magnoliopsida, Fabales, Fabaceae. The record is from RefSeq and is a predicted model, not a curated record. The transcript is spliced from 7 exons. Gene Ontology annotation, biological process: gene silencing by siRNA-directed DNA methylation.
AAAUAGUUGAGGGAGUUUACCCUAAGAAGAGGAUGGAAUGUUCAUGGAAAGUUGGAAACAAACAGGAGUCCUAGCGCGCACUGGCAUAGCAGAAGAUUUAUUGUUAUUCCAGCAACAAAUUUGAACAGAAACCUCUAUCUCUCACUCUCGCUUGCUCUUUCAAUUCCAUUUUCAUAAUGAAAACCUAAUAUUCCUGUGGUUGUGGACGAGCCAAGGGUAACAACUUUUCGGCUUCUGCAGUGUUUACCGUUUCUCCUCCGUUUAAUUCCGCCCUCAUACUUUGAUCUUGAGCUUUGAUCCUCGUCAAAACUUGUGACCGUCGUUGUUACUAUUCUUCCAGCACAAGAUGUCUCGUCAAUCAGAACGAACCCGUGAGUCUGACUUCAAAUAUUAUGAACGCUUAUAUUAUGAAGACUUGAAAAAUGAUUACUUUAAAUUCAAAACCUCCAAGUCACUAUAUAUGUGUCCCUUCUGCGAGGACAAGCGGGAUUACUCCUUGAGCGAGCUUUUGAAACAUGCAUCACGAUUUGUCAGGGAUUCACAGGACGUGAGGAUGAAAGAUAUAGCAAAGCACUCUGCUCUUCAGUUAUACAUUGAAAAGUAUAUCUAUGUGAAUGUUGGAUCAGAGCCUGUUGCCAAAGAUCAAUUGCUUGUCUGGCCUUGUAUGGGUGUUGUUGCAAACAUUGCUACGGAAUUCAAAGAUGGAAGGUUUGUUGGAGAAAGUGGUACCAAACUGAAGGAUGAGUUUACCCUGAAAGGAUUUCAUCCCUUGAGAGUUCAUCCAUUGUGGAAUCGAAAUGGACAUUCAGGCUUUGCCAUUGUGGAGUUCAACAAGGAUUGGGAGGGUUUCACCAAUGCAAUGAACUUUGGAAGGAGCUUUGAAGUGCAACACUGUGGUAAGAAGGAUUAUUAUAGUUCCACACGCCGAGGGGAUAGACUGUAUGGAUGGGUGGCUCGUGAUGAUGACUACAACUCCAGAAGUAAAAUAGGAGAUCACCUUCGUAAAAAUGGGGAUUUGAAGACUGUUUCUGGAAAAGAAGCAGAGGACAGAAGGAAAACAUCACUGCUUGUCUCAGGUUUAGCUAAUACCUUGAAAACAAAGAAUAAGAAGUUGGAACAGGUAUGCAGCAAAUAUGAUGAUAUUAAUGUGUCCCUGAAAAGAGCGGUGGAUGAGAAAGAGGAGAUUAUUAAGUCAUUCAAUGAUGAAAUUGAAGAGAUGCAGCGAAGUGAACGUGCUCGAUUGGAGAAAGUUUUUAUGGAUCAUGAAAAAGCCAGAUUGCAUUUGCAAGCUCAGAGGAAGAAACUAGAGGAGCGAGAGAAUGGUCUUCACAAACGUCAAACCCAAAAUGAAAAGGAGAGAAAAAAAUUAUAUCUUCAAAAGAAAAAAAAUGAGAUGGCAAUAAUGGAGCAAAAAAAGGCUGAUGAGAAAGUGAUGCAUUUGGCAGAAGAACAGGAGAAAGAAAAGGAGAAACUGCAUAAAAAAAUUCAUGAACUACAAAGAAAACUUGAUUCCAAACAAGCAUUGGAAUUGGAAAUUGAACAAUUGAAAGGAGCUCUGCAAGUAAUGGAACACAUGAAGGGAGAUGAUGAGGAAGAGAAAAAGAAAAUGGAUGCAAUUAAAUUGGAUCUGCAGGAUAAGGAGGAGGAAUUGGAAGGAAUGGAAGAACUUAAUCAAACUCUCGUUGUCAAGGAGCGUAAAACCAAUGAUGAAUUGCAAGAUGCACGCAAGGCGUUAAUACACCGGCUCGGGAAGACCAAGACACGGGCUUUUAUUGGUGUGAAAAGAAUGGGGGAGCUUGAUGGAAUGCCCUUUGUGAAAGCAGCUAAGGGAAAAUUUUCUGAUGAUGAAGUGAAUGUGAAAGCCGUGGAGUUGUGCUCGCAGUGGGAGGAUUAUCUUAGAGAUCCAAGCUGGUUUCCAUUUAGAGUUUUAACAGAUAAAGAAGGGAAUGCCAAGGAAAUUUUAGAUGAAGAAGAUGAAAAACUGCGAACCUUAAAAGAUGAGUUUGGUGAUGAGGUCUUUGGAGCAGUUACUACAGCUCUGAUGGAGUUGAACGAGUACAACCCUAGUGGUAGAUACCCAUUACCGGAGCUCUGGAAUUUUAAGGAAGGAAGGAAGGCUUUGUUGAAAGAGGGUGUUUCGCAUUUAAUGAAGCAAUGGAAAUUGUCAAAGCGAAGGAAAACUUGAGGCUUCAUUUGGGUGGUUGGAAUUUGACUGAUCUCGAACUUAAAUUUUACGUUCUUGUUCUAACAAAAUUGGAUUUGGUUCAAAAUUAUAGUGCCAAAGGUUGGUUAUAGUUACAUAUAAUACUGAGUACGGGAGUAUUUCUCUCCAUUUUAGGUUUGUAGCUUUGCAAAAGCAAAUUGGUAACCAGAGUUAUGUGCUGUAUGCAGGAAUAGAAUAUAUUCUUUAACAUGACAGCUAUAUUCUUAGUAGUUGGAAAUGGGAUCGGAUCCAGUGCAAUUCCGCACGAACUGCAUCUUGCAUUUAGGCAAAAAUUUGACGAGAACUGCACUGAAUCCAGAUCCUUGGAAAUGUUACUUUGUUCAUU